UUUCCAUAUACAAUAGUACUAGUUUGGUAAUGAAAUAAAAGCACAUUCAAUUUAAUCCAUUUUUGUUUGUUUGUUUUGGGAAAUACACAACCAAACAAGCCCUUAUCACAAUUCUAUUCUAUAUCUCCUACAAGCCCAAUUCAUACAUAGCUACCUAGCUCUUUCUCCUCGCUCAAUUUCUGUGAUUAUCCAACACUAUUUCUUCGUGAUUACUAAUUAGCAUAGAAAAUGAGCACAUUGGAUGCAACCAGGGCAGAACUUGGCCUUCUUGUUUUGUAUUUGAACAAGGCUGAGGCAAGGGACAAGAUAUGCAGAGCGAUUCAAUAUGGUUCCAAAUUCUUGAGUAAUGGAGAACCUGGUAAAGCGCAGAAUGUUGACAAAACAACCAGCUUAGCACGGAAAGUUUUUCGUCUAUUCAAGUUUGUCAAUGACCUGCAUGCUCUGAUAAGUCCAUCGCCACAAGGCACACCCCUCCCCCUAAUUCUGCUGGGAAAGUCCAAGAAUGCAUUGCUGUCCACUUUCUUGUUUCUUGAUCAAUUUGUGUGGCUUGGUAGAACCGGUGUCAUCGACAAUAAAGAACGUACUGAGCUGGUUGGCCGGAUUUCUCUCUACUGUUGGCUGGGUUCCUCAAUAUGUACCUCCUUGGUUGAGCUCGGGGAGCUUGGAAGACUCUCUGGAUCAAUGAAGAAGAUAGAGAGAGAAAUCAAGAACAGUAAUAAAUAUGAUAAUGAGCAAUACCAGGCCAAGCUAAAAAAAUCAAAUGAGAGGACUCUUUCACUCAUCAAAGCAGGCAUUGAUACAGUGGUAGCAGUCGGACUGCUUCAGUUGGCACCCGAGAAAGUCACUCCCCGUGUCACCGGGGCAUUUGGAUUUGUUUCAUCUCUAAUAUCUUGCUAUCAGUUGCUUCCUCCUGCCUCAGCUAAGUCAAAGACAUCGUGAGCAAUGAAAGAAUAAACUGGCUCCCGUCAUGCUUCUUUGUUGUUAAAUAAUUGUAUGAAUUUGUCAGGAGAUAUUAAUUGGUAUGGUUUUCGUCUUAGUAGAAAACAAGGCCCUGUUUGGACUUGUUGUUUUGGAUUUGGUCCUUCAAACUCUUUCGGUUAUUAUAAAUAUAUAAAUUUAUACUCUGAAGUUAUGCAAUGUCAAAUUAUCACUUUAA
This is a messenger RNA of Medicago truncatula (barrel medic), 1156 nucleotides long. Its product is annotated as peroxisomal membrane protein 11C. Gene Ontology annotation, biological process: peroxisome fission. NCBI's taxonomy places the organism in Eukaryota, Viridiplantae, Streptophyta, Magnoliopsida, Fabales, Fabaceae. Gene Ontology annotation, cellular component: peroxisomal membrane. The transcript is spliced from 8 exons. The coding region runs from base 229 to 939 and encodes 236 amino acids. The record is from RefSeq and is a predicted model, not a curated record.